AUGCAGGCGCCAAAGACCGAGCCAGUGGAGUCUCCACUCCCUCCAGCACCGCUCGCGUCGACUUCGUCCAGCCUCGCCACCCCAGUCGACAAGAAGGAAGGCUCGAGCGAUGAGGUCAAGAGCGAACCAGGUUGGAUGCAGGCGCUGAAAGGCUUGAAGAAGGAGGAAGUGGAUGCAACGGUGGCCACGAGCACUGCGGCGGCGCCCUACCUUCCGACACCUCCGCCUGGCUCAGCGUCUGGCCAUCCGAGCCCAGCACAGGCCGAGGAUCAGGCUGCUCAAGCUGUCGCAGCAGUCGCGGACCCGAACCUUCCGCAGAACAGCGUACAAGCUGAAGAACAUUACACGGAGGACCCAGGAGCCGAGUCCGACGACAGCCUCUCUUCCGCCGACAGCGAGAUCGCUCGGAACGCAGUUCCGUCACCACGGCGCAACAUUCUCUUCGACGACGACGCGACGUUCCCCUCGAACAGCAAGUUCAUCUCGGAAUGCAAGAAGCGCCUCUACAAAACCUACGGCGUCACCGCAUGGGUCAACCAGAACGAGGCGCGUUAUGUGGUGCUCCGAUGUUCGCUACAGACGCAGGGUUGCGGAUUUCGCGUUCGGGCUGAAAGGCGACGGGAUGAGAAGGAGUGGUCGCUUGCGCCGGGACGAUGCGUGUGGGUCCACAAUCAUGACAUGGAAGGCGACGAGGAGGAGCGGGCGUCUUGGAGCAGCUCGGAAGACGAGGCGGAUGAAGGCGGAUCCGAGAAGGGCGAGGAGCAGAAGAGUAAAGAUGAGCCUGUGCUUGCGGCAGGAACCGGCCAGCCCUGGUCCGCGCCUACGGGGUCGUCCGUGAUGAAGCGUCUCGUCGCGGAUCGCGCCAGCAUCUUCGCCUUGCAGAGGCGCCUUCAAGCGAACACCCGGCAGGCAUGGUCCGCAUCCUUCGUCGACGGCCACCUCGAGGGACUGUCGGACUCGAACAGCGUCCCUCGCAGCGCUUUUCGCAACUACUGCCGAUUCGCUGAAGCGAACGGCAUUCCGCCAUUUCCGCUCACACCCGCGAUCCUUGCCCUCUGGUUCUACGACAAGUGCUCGACAAUCGACGGGUACUUCAACACCUACAAGCGCUCUCUUGAGAAGAUCAUGGAGCUCGAAGGCCUGCAGAAGGUUUGGGCGAAUCAGCCGACUUAUAAGCAGCUUCUUGACCUCGAUCCAGGAUCGGUCGCGAUCAAUCAAUUCAUCAAGGAGCGCCAGCCUUCAGCCGGAUCCUAUCAACCUCCUAAGGCAGCACCUUCCGUCUUCCGCAAGAAGAAGCGCACGACGAAGCGCACGAGGGUGGCCAAGUCUUCGGCCAUCGUGCUCAGCUCUGACGAUGACGAGUCCCGCGAGGACGACGAUGGCGAGUAUCGCUCCUCGGCAUUGGAGCCUGCCAGCGCGACCUCCGGCGACGAGUCGGGAGACGAGAGCGAGCCUGCGGCACGAAAGGGGUCGAGUCGCGACGUUCACGUCCCGGGUCUGCCCUCGGCUAACGACUCCUUCGCCUCGACGACCGAGGCGUUCAAGGCCUACGUCAAGGCUCUCGUCCCGGUCUACGGCAUCUCCGUCACCAAGUGUGCCGUCUCCUCCACAGUCACGCAGAUCAAGUGCAACCGCCACCACUCGCACUACUCGGAACACCCCGGCGGCGUUUGCAGCAGGCAAGCGGUCCUCAAGCUCAACCCGAAGACGAAGCGCUGGCGCAUUGACGCGGACAAGUCGCAUUUCAAGCAUUCGCAUGGACCGUGUGAGGAGAUCUUGCGAGACCCGUCGUUCCGUCCAACGGUCAGGAAUCCGGACGCUCGCGAGGCGCUCGGCAUGCCUCCUCUCGACGCGCCAGUGAGCGCCAAGGAGCAGGACAAGGGCGAGAUGGCGUCGAUGAAGGGCAAGGGUGCGAAGGAGAAGGGCAAAGAGAAGAAGCGCGAGCGCGAAAAGACGAAGGACAAGGACGAGCGGAGGGCCGGGACUUCCAAGUCGAAGGGCAAGGAGCGCGCUCGCGACGUCUCGCCGCCGUUGAAGAAGCGUCGGCUUCCGGAAGGAGCAACGCAGGCACCGCCUCCGCAUGCCACAAGCACCAUCUCUCCGCCUUCCGAAGAUGCGAGUCGCCAACCGCAGGCUGGACCGUCCAUGUAUCACAGCGUACACGCGCACCAGCCACCGACGUUCAUGCAGGCACCUCAGUACCCUCGCCCAACAGCAGCUCCGCAACCCGCCGCUUACUACGUCCCUUCUCUCAAUUCGCUGCCUACCUCCGACAUCUCAGCUUUUCUCCACGGCCUCCAUCCCUCGCUUGAACCGCUCACGCCACACUUUAUCGCCGCCGGCUUGACCACGAUUGACGCCCUCGCCUCGCUUACCCUCCUCGACCCCGUCAUGAUCGACCACACUCUCGCUCUCAUGCGCACAAGAGCUGAGGCGGCGUAUACGCAGUCUCAACAUGCGCCAGCGCCACCUUCGGUCAUCCAGCUCCGUCUCCUCGCCAAGUCGCUCAAGGAGGCCGGUCGCGCCUGA
Rhodotorula toruloides NP11 is the source of this 2529-nucleotide messenger RNA. RefSeq lists its product as uncharacterized. The coding region runs from base 1 to 2529 and encodes 842 amino acids. The record is from RefSeq and is a predicted model, not a curated record. NCBI's taxonomy places the organism in Eukaryota, Fungi, Basidiomycota, Microbotryomycetes, Sporidiobolales, Sporidiobolaceae. The transcript is spliced from 10 exons.